AUGCAUUUCCGACUGCCCUCCGCUGUUUUUCUGGCCUUGGCCCUGGUUUGGCCUGUUUUCUCCGCGCAGCUUGCCUUCCCGGGUGCUGAGGGGUUCGGACGCUACGCUACUGGCGGACGCAAUGGAGAAGUCUAUGUCGUAGACAACCUCAACGAUGAGGGCACAGGCUCGCUGAGGGAUGCCGUCUCGCAGUCCGAUCGUAUUGUCGUCUUUGCUGUGGGCGGCACCAUCAACAUCACCGAUCGUAUCGUAGUUGAGAAGCGAGUUUCCAUUCUGGGACAGACCGCUCCUGGUGACGGCAUCGCAACCUACGGAAAUGGCUGGUCCUUCUCCAACGCUAACGAUGCCAUCGUGCGUUACAUCCGCAUCCGCAUGGGCAAGGGCGGCGACAAGGGCAAGGAUGCCAUCACCAUUGCCGAGGGCGCAAACAUGAUCUUCGACCACAUUUCCGUCUCUUGGGGCCGAGACGAGACCUUCAGCAUCAGCGGAGACGUCGCCAACAUCACGAUCCAGAACAGCAUCAUCGGCCAAGGCCUCGAGACGCACUCGUGCGGCGGCCUGAUGCAGACCGAAGACGGCGGCGUCUCGCUCUUCCGCAACCUCUACAUCGACAACAAGACGCGCAACCCCAAGGUCAAGGGCACCAACGACUUCACCAACAACGUCGUCUACAACUGGGGCGGCGGCGGCGCCUACAUCGCCGGCGACAGCAGCUCCGAGUCCAACGCCAACAUCGUCGGCAACUACUUCAUCUCCGGCCCCUCCACCUCCGUCACGGCCUUCACCCGCGGCAACGCCGUCUUCAACGGCUACGUCAAGGGCAACUACUACGACCCGGACCAGGACGGCGAGCUCAACGGCUCCGAGCUCGGCGAGUCCUCGUCCAACUACGGCGGCAUGACGCUCGUCGCCACAAAGCACGACUACCCGCCGCCGGCCACCGUCCUCGCCGCCCCGGACGCCGUGCGCGUCGCCAUCGCCGGCGUCGGCGCCUCGCUCAGGCGCGACCCCGUCGACGCCCUCCUCGUCGCCCAGCUCCAGUCGUACGGCGCCGACGGCGCCCUCAUCUCCGACGAGACGGCCGGCCCCGUCAACGGGCCCGGCUUCCUCGCCCCCGGCGCCGCGCCCGCCGACUCGGACGGCGACGGCGUCCCCGACGAUGCAGAGGCGGAGCUCGGCACCGACUCGUCUGCGGACGAUGCAAUGACCGUCGUCGACGGGUAUGCGAACGUCGAGAGGUGGGCGAACUCGUUGGUGCCGUCGUCUUAUGCUGCCGCUAGCAACGCCACCGGUAGUGGUUAA
Messenger RNA from Diplodia corticola, 1302 nucleotides. Its product is annotated as pectate lyase c. The record is from RefSeq and is a predicted model, not a curated record. Bases 1 to 1302 code for a protein of 433 amino acids. NCBI's taxonomy places the organism in Eukaryota, Fungi, Ascomycota, Dothideomycetes, Botryosphaeriales, Botryosphaeriaceae. The transcript has 2 exons.